Messenger RNA from Physella acuta, 1052 nucleotides. Its product is annotated as lysophosphatidic acid receptor 6. NCBI's taxonomy places the organism in Eukaryota, Metazoa, Mollusca, Gastropoda, Physidae. The record is from RefSeq and is a predicted model, not a curated record. Gene Ontology annotation, molecular function: G protein-coupled receptor activity. Gene Ontology annotation, biological process: G protein-coupled receptor signaling pathway. Gene Ontology annotation, cellular component: plasma membrane.
UGUUCUCUUCAAACCACUCUGACUCCACGACGCAGCUGGCUAAGACAACAGCCAUGACGCAGUCGUUCUACCUGUACGACAUCUCAGACGGAGCCGCAGCGAGGAUAAGUCUGGCAUUCAACUGUAUCCUGACCACUGGGUUCGGCAUCAUCGGAGUCCUCGGCAACAUUUUAAACAUCAUCAUCUUACCACAGCACGGAUUCAAAGAGUCAAGCAAUAUCAUCCUGAUCUCGUUGUCCUUCUCAGACCUCCUCGUUUCUCUCGUCCUAUGUCUGAACAAAUCUUAUUUCAUUGUUGAUUUAUACGACCAUAUGACAUCCUUGACGAUGUUUGCUAUAUAUUUUGUAUAUUUCGCUUAUAUUCUCCAAGUCACUAUAGUAAUGGGCAUUUUACACAUAACUCUCAUAUCAAUAGAAAGGUUCGUCGCAGUUUGGUUUCCAUUCCACGCUUCGCGUAUUUUUACCGCACGAAACGUUUUUGUAGUGAUUUUUCUUUUAUACUUGAUCAACAUUGUGGGUUAUUUCCCAGGAAACUUUUUCUAUUACAUUAAGUGGUUAAAAUAUAAAAAUGGAAACUCGACGUACGCCGUGGUUUAUUACUUGCCUUUUUACUUAAAAAAUGCCGAUAUUCUUAAUUAUUAUACUUUUAUCUUUGGUAAUUUAAUCUAUAUUCCAUUAAUAUUACUAGUCGUAUUCACAGCUCUAAUUAUACUCAAGUUAAUCAAAGCUAGGGAAAAAGUCAAGAGAAUGACUCAAGCCGCUCCGGAUUCUAUGAAAUCUCGCGACAAAAAAGUUUUUCGUCUGCUCCUCACCGUCUGCAUCGUGGCGAUCAGCGUGUACAUCUCGACCUCAGGUCUGGAGAUUUACCUGUGGAUGACGGCGGAAGGUUUGGCCCAGACUAGGAAAUUUAGGGAUGUUUUGGUGGCCGUUGACUACCUACUUUAUCAGAUCGGAGCAUCUGUUAAUUUUUUCAUUUACGUUACGAUGAGUUCUAAGUUUGCAAAAUCUUACCGAAAACUUAUCUUAAGAAAUAAAUCUGAUAAAAAAAUAUAA